AUGUCAUAUCAUAAUGGACAGGAUUUCUAUCCUGGUUAUCAAGCCUACAACGAAUUCUUUCCCGGUCAAGGACAAGAAGGCCCCGGUAACAUAAACUUCCUUCCGCCUACGUCACAAGGAACCCCACCGAUUAGCCUAGAACAAUCUUUACAUCCCGGCGUUACCCUCAACCCAGACGGCCAUUAUAUGCAUGGAGAUAUGAUUCCAACUCCUGCAACUCCUGAAUCCAUGACGUUAGCAACUCCAGAAGGACCGUACAUUACAACUGGGCUACACCCACGUUCUUUGGCAGCACACGGAUUCACAACAACAUUCUCACAUAAUCACCCGCGCGCCGAACUUACAGGAGAAGCAUGGUGACACCACGUGAUGAGUAACACUGAAAGCUUUACACAUCCCCAUCAUAAUCAUCACCAUCAUCAACAACAACAACAACAACAACAACAACAGCAGCAACAACAACAACAACCACAACAACAACAUCACCAAAAGCAACAACUACUUUUAGUACAACAACUACUGCAACUACGACAAGAAA
Molecule: messenger RNA, 538 nt
Organism: Octopus bimaculoides (California two-spot octopus)
Lineage: Eukaryota; Metazoa; Mollusca; Cephalopoda; Octopoda; Octopodidae
Product: LIM/homeobox protein Lhx1-like
Biological process (GO): regulation of transcription by RNA polymerase II; neuron differentiation
Cellular component (GO): nucleus
Molecular function (GO): zinc ion binding; RNA polymerase II transcription regulatory region sequence-specific DNA binding; DNA-binding transcription factor activity, RNA polymerase II-specific
Source: RefSeq, a predicted model, not a curated record